AUGUCAAGCGAACAUCAUGCCCGAGAACGACUCACAGCCAGAGCACAGAUGCACCGUGCUCUACGCUUUCUUCUUGAUGAGGAGCACACUUCCAAGCAAUAUUCGAGAUUUGCGACCUGUGACUUGAACACCCUGGACGACUGGUAUGCGAUGACUGCAUUGAAAACCAUGCUCUGUGCUCGACCAGCGAGACCACUCCUGCCUCUCGAUAUCAAAGAGGCCAUCGACACCGCCCUUGCUUACGAUCUCGCAAGUCGAGCUCAAGUCUCCGCACUCGACAUUAAUCCCAUUCUACCACGCCUCCUGACAGACAGAGACGUGUGGAAGGGCGAUAUCACCAACAUCCGGGACUGUACAGCCAUUGUCAAUGCGGCCAAUAGUCAGAUGCUAGGCUGUUUCAUCCCAGGACACAAAUGUAUCGAUAAUGCUAUCCACGCUUCAGCAGGACCUGGACUUCGUGAAGCUUGCUACGCUUUGAUGGAAGAGCAAGGAUGUCUGGAAGCUGAGGGACAAGCAAAAGUUACACCUGGAUACAACCUGAACUCGAAGUAUGUGAUACAUACCGUGGGUCCGCAGAUGUCUCGCGGUAGUGUUCCAAGAGUCGAGCAAGCGAGGAUGCUGGCAGAUUGUUAUCGAUCGUGCUUACAGGCAGCUGAAGAACUUCCUGUACCUGAAAGUGGACGGAAAGUACUUGUCUUUUGCAGUAUCUCUACAGGCAUCUUCGGCUUUCCUUCUGCCGAGGCUUGCUCUAUCGCCGUCCGUACGGUACUGGAAUGGUUCUCUCAUCAUUGCGACUCAACAAUCACGGACGUCGUAUUCGAUGUAUUCAGUGAGAGUGAUCUGGAUCUCUAUCGCCAUAGUUUGUCCGAGUUGUCAUAUGACGAUGGCAAGAGCCCUGGUGUUGUCUUUCCAGCGGGAGAACAACACAUCGUCAAGCUAUACGACUCGCCCAAUAUCCAAGCUGCCAGAACGAUCACUCGAGAAGCCGACUACCUCAUAAUAAGUGCAGGUGCCGGACUUUCAGCUUCCGCAGGACUCGACUAUACCAGCGCUGAUUUGUUCUCCAAACAUCUACCAGGCUUCAAGAAGUAUGGCUUCCGCUGUCUGUACGAUGUCUUUGGCUUCCAAUCUUGGCCUUCAGAGCAAGCAAGGUGGAGUUACUUCAUGAACCACCUGAUCAUAGUACGAGAUUGGCAACAGCAAGAGCUCUACUCCAACCUAUGGCGUACAAUCUCCACACGUUUCGCCGGAGACGCCGGAGACGACCGCUACUUUGUCCGCACCUCGAAUGCAGAUGGCCUUUUCGUUCGCCACGGACUUCCUGCAUCCAGAGUUUCCACUCCACAAGGCCAUUAUGCUCAACUCCAAUGCAUACGAAAGUGCAGGAAAAAUGCAGUCUUCGAUGCUGCACCAUACAUAGCAGCCGCUGAACCACAUCUCGACCCCAUCACCCAGCAUCUGCCCGCCGACUUUCCCGUCCCGGUCUGCCCGUACUGCAACAGCGAUCUCGUUCUUUGUGUACGGGGAGGAAGUUACUUCAAUGACCAUCCUUUCCGCCAAAAAGAACGCGAAUAUCGCGAAUUCUAUGAGCGAGCGCUGGAGUCAUCCGCGAACAAGGUUGUCAUCUUGGAGAUUGGGGUGGGGAUGAGUACGCCUUCUGUGCUUAGAUGGCAUAAUGAAGAUCUUGUGGAGGAGUCGGAGGGACAGAUCAAACUUGUUCGUGUUGGCCGAGAUGCUGCGGGUUUCUGUCCUUUUGAGUUGACGGAGAUGGGGGUGGGUGUUGGAGUACAAGGGGACAUUUCAGAUAUCCUUGCUGCGAUUAUGGGAUGAUCUCCCUAGCAAGACUAGUCCGAAAGAAUGUUGUCAUCAGGGAGUGAUGUGGGGG
Molecule: messenger RNA, 1885 nt
Organism: Aureobasidium pullulans EXF-150
Lineage: Eukaryota; Fungi; Ascomycota; Dothideomycetes; Dothideales; Saccotheciaceae
Product: A1pp-domain-containing protein
Exons: 2
Coding region: 1-1830 (609 amino acids)
Source: RefSeq, a predicted model, not a curated record